AUGACAUCUGGACUAAUUAUUGACGAUCCUAGGUAUCAAAUUUGGCGUCCAAGCACCAAACCGUCUCCAGCGCCCAAGUCGCUCGACGAAGCGACUGUUCUCCCACUGGCAAAUGCAGGUAUUCUCAGCAUGCUCACCUACCACUGGCUGUCCCCAAUCAUGAAGCUUGGCUACCAACGAACGCUCCAAGCUACCGACCUCUGGAAGAUGGACCCAUCGCGUGAGUCGACGCUCCUGACGGAGAGAUUCGACGAAUCAUGGGCACGAAGGCGUGCUGUAGCAGACGAGUGGAAUGCACGGCUCGAAAAGGGAGAACUCUCGCCUUCAUUGCGUCUCAAGGUCACAUGGAUGCUCCGGUGGAUGUUUUGGAAAGGGAGGAGUGUCGACGAAAUGGAGAGGAGCUGGCGGCUCAAGGAUGGGAGGAAGCGUGCGUCCAUUGCUUGGGCACUGAACGAUGUGCUUGGGUGGGAAUUUUGGGUGGGCGGUAUCUUCAAAGUCGUGGGAGAUACGUCGCAGCUCAUGGGUCCCAUUAUCAUGAAGGCUCUUAUCAACUUUGGGACAGAACGAGCGACGGCUCGUGCCCACGGUCGUGAACCUCCAAACAUUGGUCGCGGUAUCGGGAUGGCACUGGGCCUUUUUCUCUUGACUAUUCUCAACAGUAUAUGCCAGCACCAAUUUUUCUGGCGUAGUAUGGCUUCAGGUCUUCUGGCGCGGACAGCUCUCGUUGGAUCACUCUACAAACGCGGGCUGUCUCUCACUCCACAUGAGCGGACGCUACAUCCCGCAUCAGCGCUUGUUAACCACAUGUCGACUGAUAUUUCUCGAGUAGAUUAUGCGGCUCAGUGGUUCCAUGCAGCAUGGACCGCACCCAUCCAAGUGGUCGUGUGCCUCAUUAUUCUGCUUGUUCAGAUGGGACCUACUGCGCUCGCAGGAUUCGCUCUCUUUAUUCUCAUUAUUCCUAUUCAAAAGAGCGCCAUGGCAUACCAGUUCAACGUCCGCAAGCGAAGCAUGAUCUGGACAGAUCUUCGUGCUAAGCUGCUGCAAGAGCUCCUUGGUGCGAUGCGCAUUAUCAAGUACUUUUGCUACGAGGUUCCAUAUUUGGAGCGAAUUUCGACCAUUCGCAAGAGCGAGCUCCGAGGAAUACGACGAAUUCUCAUUGCACGCGCGGCAAACGUGGCCAUUGCGUUCUCUCUGCCUGCCGUUGUUGCUAUACUUGGUCUUAUCACUUACGCACUUGCUGGAAGACCAUUUAUCCCUUCUAUCGUCUUUCCAUCACUUGCACUCUAUAACCUCCUCCGACAACCUCUUAUGUUCCUUCCACGCGCACUUUCCGCCACUGCCGAUGCGAAAAACGCGUUCGAGCGUCUCGAUGUUACGUUCACUGCCCAGCUCAUGAAGGAAGUAGCCCUUCCGAUCGAUCACACUCUAGAAAAUGCUAUAGAGGCAAAAGAUGUGACGUUUGAAUGGGAGCAAACACCCGAGCAGGCUGCAGGCGCCAGAGGAAAGGGUAAUGAGAAGAGACAUGGGAGGAAGAAAGACGAGAAGAAAGAUGCAGAAAAACGCACAGCGAGUGCUACGCCAACUUCGCAAACUCCGUUUUCGGUCAAGAACUUGACGAUGACAAUUCCUCGUGGACGAUUGUACGCCAUUGUGGGCCCUGUGGGAUCAGGGAAGACGUCAAUACUCUCUGGAUUGAUUGGAGAAAUGCGCACCACGAGUGGGAGCGUCAAAUUUGGUGGAAGUGUGGCAUAUUGCAGCCAGAUGGCAUGGAUUCAGAACGCAACAGUUAAAGACAAUGUUCUGUUUGGCCGAGACUACAACGAGGAGCGGUAUUGGAAUGCGAUUCGCAAUGCGUCGCUCAUGUCUGAUUUGGAGCUAUUACCGGAUGGGGAUCUCACCGAAAUCGGAGAGAAAGGAAUCAAUCUUUCUGGUGGGCAAAAGCAACGAGUGAACAUUGCUCGCGCGCUCUACUCCGACGCAGAUGUCGUACUCAUGGACGAUCCGUUGUCGGCCGUCGACGCACACGUCGGCAAGGCACUCUUUGACAAUGCCAUCCUGUCCCUGCGUAACCAAGGAAAAUCAGUCCUCCUCGUCACACAUGCCCUACACUUUGUCUCUCGAGCAGAUUACAUCUACACCAUCGAGAACGGACGCAUCUGUGAAGAGGGCAUGUACGACCAGUUGGUGGAAAAGGACGGUCCAUUUUCUCAACUCAUGAAGGAGUUUGGUGGUGAGAGCGUAGAGGAUACAGCUGGAGUCGACCCGGAUGUACUAGCGCAGGAACAACGUGAUAGUGAGGCUGUCACAGAUGGCGGAAAGGGAAGAUACCUGGUUUCGCAGGCUGUAGGAAAAGCAGCCGGAACGGGCAAGCUCGAAGGAAGGCUCAUCGUCUCCGAAAAACGAACAGUAGGAUCCAUUUCAUCUAAUGUCUAUAGAACGUAUGUAGGCGCAUCGAAAGGCUGGAUCACUCUACCAGUGGUGAUACUCGCAGCAGUUUUGAUGCAAGGCAUGCUUGUUGGCCCUGUACGGCUCUUUACUGACAUGAUUCUAGCAUCUCAGGUAAUGAACAACUAUACACUAGUCUGGUGGCAAGAGAACUCCUUUCAUUGGAAAGUUGGCUACUAUAUGGCACUCUAUACUGCGCUCGGUAUCAUACAAGCACUCUUCACUUUUGCGUUUGGAACAGCAAUGGGAUGGCAGUCUUAUCUCGCAUCAAGUAACCUUCACCGCACGUCUAUCAUCCGAGUAUUUCAUGCGCCAAUGUCCUUUUUCGACACGACACCUCUGGGCCGAAUUCUGGGAGUGUUUGGAAAGGAUAUCGAUACUGUCGACAAUCAACUCGCUGAGUCUAUGCGCAUGUUCGUCCUCGCAGUCGCCAACGUGCUUGGCUCCGUGAUUCUCAUCGCCAUAUUUCUAUACUACUUCCUCGCAGCUGUGGUUAUUAUCAGCCUUGGAUACCUCUACUUUGCCAACUAUUACAGAGAGAGUGCUCGAGAGCUCAAACGACUCGACUCUGCAUUGCGUUCGUUGCUCUAUAGCCACUUUGCCGAGAGUCUCUCGGGCCUGGCAACCAUCCGUGCAUAUGGCGAGACUCAGCGGUUCAUCAAGGACGACCAUUAUUUUAUCGACUUGGAGAAUCGUGCGCUGUUUCUUACAAUCACAAACCAGCGUUGGCUGUCGAUCCGGCUCGACUUUCUCGGUGGCCUGAUGGUACUUGCGGUCGGCAUCAUGUGCGCUGUGGGGAUCAAUGGAAUCUCGCCAGCACAGAUUGGUCUCGUGUUGUCGUAUACGACGGCUUUGACGCAGCUAUUUGGUAUGGUCACACGCCAAAGUGCAGAAGUCGAGAACAACCUAAACGCCGUAGAGCGUGUCGUACAAUACACGAGUGCGGAUAGGAUUCAACAAGAAGCGACGCACGAGCCUACCGACUAUCCUCUCCCCAAGGAUUGGCCAAUCAGAGGGAAACUCGAACUGGAGAAUGUUGUCAUGAGCUACAGACCUGGACUUCCUCCUGUACUCAAGGGCAUCUCGAUGAGCAUUGAGCACGGAGAGAAGAUUGGUGUCGUUGGUCGGACGGGUGCAGGAAAGACGUCGCUGCUCACGGCGCUCUACCGAUUGCAAGAGCCGACAUCGGGAACGAUAAAGUUGGACGGGAUUGACACGUCAAAACUCGGUCUACGCGACUUGAGAUCAAAGUUGGCGAUUAUCCCGCAGGAGCCGGUCCUCUUCCAAGGAACGAUUAGAACCAAUCUUGAUCCAUUUUCGCAAUACAGUGACGCACACCUGAACGACGCGCUUCGACGAGCGCAUUUGCUCGACUCGGAGCCGCUCCCCAAGGCAAAACAAGUUGCCAUCACGGAAACAGAAGGCGAUAGGGAGAAUGAGGAUGCUGGAGAGGUGACGAGUGCCACACCCCGCAAUCGAUUUUCACUCGACUCUGUCGUCGAUUCAGAGGGUGCGAAUUUCAGUGUCGGCGAGCGGUCGCUAUUGUCACUAGCACGUGCGCUCGUCAGGGAUACGAAGAUUAUCUGCCUAGAUGAGGCGACGGCGUCUGUGGAUCUAGUGACUGAUAAUCAAAUCCAAUAUACCAUUCAGACUGAAUUCAAGGACCGGACCUUGGUGUGCAUUGCGCAUCGACUCAGGACGAUUCUUUCCUAUGAUAGAAUAUGCGUGAUGGAGGCGGGUCGGAUCGUUGAAUUUGGACCGCCAGAAGUAUUGUUCGAAGAUGAGGCGGGUCUCUUCAGGGGUAUGUGUGACCGGUCAUCCAUUUCUGUCGACGACAUUCGCGCGGCGGUCAAGACACGAGAGUUGGCAAAGUAG
This is a messenger RNA of Serendipita indica DSM 11827, 4320 nucleotides long. NCBI's taxonomy places the organism in Eukaryota, Fungi, Basidiomycota, Agaricomycetes, Sebacinales, Serendipitaceae. The record is from the annotation of a GenBank genome assembly.